GUCUACCUCAAGGAGUCUAGCCACUGCAGACUCCCUGAACUGACGCUUGCCAGCAGCGGAGUCCUGACUAAAAGGUUACCGACACCAGCAGGAGGCGCCGCGGCCCGCACGUCAGUGUGAACAACAAGCCUGGUGUGGAAUGGUGGGCUUCCAGUCAUUCCUGUAAACAUUUUGUCUCCUCUUCCAAGCCAUCAGAUUAUCAUGUUGUGUCAGAGUGUCCUGGUGGCGGCGGCGGCGAUGGCGUCGCUGUGUUUUGGCAUGGAUGUCCUUCACUCACAACGCCAGGAACCAGUUUGCCCCUCCCAGCACUCCUGCUCCUCCCGCGGCACAUCUAAUGCCUCCUCCCAUCUCGAGUGUUCCUGCGACGCCAGAUGCAGGGAGCACGGGGACUGCUGCCGCGACUCUCAAUAUUACAGUGUAGAUGAGCAGAGGAGGAACGUGCACGAGUACGUGUGUGUCGCAGAUACGCUGGCAGAGAAUCACGUGUACGUAAAGGUCAAGUGUGCGCAAGACUGGAACAACACCGAGGUGCAGGCGCUCUGUAUGAGGGGAAACACAAUACAGGACACUAUUCACGAUGUCCCCGUUACCAGUUGGUUUGGGGAUUCCUAUGCCAACGCUUACUGCGCUGUCUGUAACGGCGAGGACCCAACAGAUUUUAGGAGAUGGAACGUCUACAUGGUGUGUGACGCAGUGCCAGUCCUUCCACUUACCAGCAGUGACGACUAUGACAUUAUGUUCAAUGAAGGAAGGUGGGGCGUCAUUCCUCGUGGUUUACGGGAUGCCUCAGCCUUCACGCCCUGCCGCACCCACUUUGUAGUGCCCCAAAAUUUCCGCCGUGACACCAGACGGUGCCUGCCCACAGUGAAGACUUGCAGCGAUGCACGGGCAGACCAACACGAUCUCUCCUUGUGUGAGUCUUACACCGCCGCUGUUUAUCAUGAAGACUUCAUAUUCAGGAACCAGCACUGCGCCUCCUGCAAUGGUUAUAAACAGUCUAGUUGUGUACAGCCUACUGCUGCUGCUGCUCUUCCUCCUGCUCGCCCUGCGCUCACCAUGCUCUUGAGUUUGGAGAACAAUCACAUAGACGCAGUUGAUACUUGUAGCGUUUGGGAAGUGAAGGACCGGAGUGAAGAAUGCAGACCGAUCACUUGCCUUCAACUAAAUGAAGAGUUUCGUUACAGCAAGUGUGUCUCCGUGCAAGACGGCAGAGGGUUCUCCUGCGACGCCACCUGCAGGAAGUACGGAGACUGUUGUCGCGACUCUCAAUAUUACGAUGCGGCUGAACAAACGAAGAACGUCAAUGAGUAUGAGUGUGUUGACGACCCUUUGUAUGAUGGAGUAAAUGUGUACAUGAGAGCCAAGUGUUUGGAGAAAUGGAACAAUACUGAGGUGCAGGCGUUAUGUCUGAUGGGAAACACACAAACUGGCGAUUCCAAGCUGUUCCCCGUCAUCAGCACCACCACUGCCACCACCUACGUCAACCAUUACUGUGCCCUCUGUAACGGGGAGGAAACAGCCUCUCUCAGGAUGUGGCAACUUCUAAUGGAAUGCCAAAAUGAAGGUGCAUCUAACGAAGAUUAUAAUGUUGGGUUCCAUGAAGGCCAGUGGGGCAUCAUAACACCUAGCCUGGGUCUUUCAUCAUUCCAGCCUUGCUUCUUUAGUCUUCAGAUCCCUAAUGAUUUGUGGAACUACACCAAACCAUGCCUAACCAUUGUGAAAACCUGCAGUGACUUAGGAGUAAACCAACGCGAUCAGAUCUUAGGUCAGUCUUACACUGCUUUUGUGUAUCAUGAAAACUUCACAUUUAGGAACCAGCAUUGUGCCUUCUGCAUGCUAGAAUUACUCGUUAAAGCACCUGUACCACCAAUUGUCAUCUUACUGCUCGACUUUUCAGACACCUGUGGCCGUGUUGGACAUGAAUGUCGCUGCAACUCUGAGGAACUAUGGGAUAAAUGGUUUAAGAAAUGUAUGAAGGCCUUUUGUUCAAAACCAAAUGAAAAGUUCCACAUCGACAAGUGUGUUCCCCAUUAGCACGACACCUGUGUGUGUCACGCCCUCCCAUCCACCCCACACAGCCUGCAUUUUACGCUGUUAGUUGCAUUAGUGAUUAUUUUUUGCUAAUACUAAAAAGAAUUCAUGUAACUUUGUAAUGUUGCAUGGUCCCUCUUCCUGUCAGCCGUUACUAUAUUACAUCUCACACUUUAGAUUAGGCAUUGUAGUUUAUCACAUUUUCGUAUUGUCCAACACGUCCGCUGGUGUUUAUAAUUCAUUUGUUUAUCAGUAUCACUUGUUGAGUAAAGUAGCAGUGAACAGGGAGGGGCAUGUUCGUCCACAAACAUGCCAGUCAGUGCUGAACACAGCAGCUGGGGCAAACCCUUCAGCGUCCGCUCCAUCACAGUUAUGAAGAGUAGCUUAUUCGUGAUAACUGCCUCAGGUUGCUGUUGUCUGAGGCAGGGCGGACAGACGGCCGGGCCCUUGUGUGCCGUCACUCAACAACAAGCUAGCACGCCACCACUCGGUACUCGGUACGGUGCCCGCAUAUGUAGAAAUUUUGUUCCUAAAUGCCAAUUGUUUUGUUCGCCACUCAAUAGAUCCUAAUUAUUUUGUUCAUCACUCACUUGAUGUCACUUUUCUUUUUUUUUUUUUUUUUUUUUUUUUUUUUUUUUUUUUUUUACUAGAUACCAAUUUUUUUUUUUUUUUUUUUUUUUUUUUACUAUAAAAGAUACCAAUAAGAUACCAUUGUUUUGUUCGUCAUUCACUUGAUGUAAAUUGCUUUGUUCAUCACUCAUGCACUGAAUGUCAAUUGUUUUGUUCGUCACUCACUUAAUGUCAACUGUGUUGUUCGUCAUUCACUAGAUGCCAAUAAAGUCAAGAGCUGAAUGGCUAGAGUUGUAUAAUGACCAUGAUAUCUUCCAUGUGGCGGGACAAACAAGCUGCGCCACAAAACGUACUUCAAACUGUUUUCACUUUUCCGUUGGACUCCUUUGACCACAACUUCGUUCAAAUUUCUCUGAAGU
Molecule: messenger RNA, 3020 nt
Organism: Portunus trituberculatus (swimming crab)
Lineage: Eukaryota; Metazoa; Arthropoda; Malacostraca; Decapoda; Portunidae
Exons: 2
Coding region: 202-2034 (610 amino acids)
Source: RefSeq, a predicted model, not a curated record